UCCACUUCCUGUCCUACAGAACUGAUGGGAACAUUCACACUGACUGGGGGUACAUGUUCUACCCGGUAUGAUGUGUGUUCCACUCGCAUGAGGGAAAGAAUUAUUGUGGAUGAUCCGUCCUGUCUGCCAGGGACCUCACUUCAGAAUCCCACCACGAUGGACUGUGUUUACUUUGUCUCCGAGAACGAUGCCUCAUACUUGAUGACGUAUGAUUCCACCCGGGGUGGCUUUUCGUUUACCUGCUCUGCGUUUUCUACAUCAGACCAGGAGGUGUACAUGACACACCAGAAGGACGUCUGUGACGGAAUCAAACUUCCCACCGCUUCAUCUUCCUCCUUCAUUUUGUCUCCAGAUGCUUUGUGUCCGCUGGUGGAAGACGAAGAAGAGGAAGAAGACAAAGCAGAUGACAAAGAAGAUGGAAGAAGUAACAUCGUGAUCCCCAUUGUCAUCGCUGCUGUUCUCCUCGUGUUGCUGGCUGUCGUCGUCGGUCUCCUCUGUCGCAAGGUGAAGACCAAGAGGCAGCAGAAGAAGGUUGCAGAUGGCGGUGCAGGGCACAGGUCAGGGCCGUCAGAUGGCGCUAGUGACGUCAAUGGCGGCCUGUGUGUGAAGGAAUAGCAGUGGACGUGGCUAGGCAGGGACUAGCACGGUGCUAGGUGUGACUGUCAUUACCAUUGAAGGGCACUGCCUGUACACAGUGUCAGCUCGUGUCAUGUAAAUGGCAGAACAAUUUACCAU
Messenger RNA from Pomacea canaliculata, 735 nucleotides. RefSeq lists its product as uncharacterized. The record is from RefSeq and is a predicted model, not a curated record. Bases 25 to 615 code for a protein of 196 amino acids. The transcript has 5 exons. NCBI's taxonomy places the organism in Eukaryota, Metazoa, Mollusca, Gastropoda, Architaenioglossa, Ampullariidae.